This is a messenger RNA of Symbiodinium sp. CCMP2456, 833 nucleotides long. The record is from the annotation of a GenBank genome assembly. NCBI's taxonomy places the organism in Eukaryota, Dinophyceae, Suessiales, Symbiodiniaceae.
GUCACCGCUGCGCUGUCGGACUUCGCCGCCGCGGCGCUCGACGGCGCGCUGGGCUUCCUGCUGCGCCGGCUGCAUCAGCGCGGCAACCUGGUUCUGGCCGACCCGGAGCGGCCGACCGAGCGCUGCGGCUACCUGGUGCUCGGGAUGGGCAAGCUGGGAGCCGGCGAGCUCAACUACUCCUCCGACGUCGACCUGAUCGUGCUCUACGAUCCCGAGCGGAUCGACUGCCGCCACAAGCGCGGCACCGCCGAGACCAUGAUCCGCCUGACCCGCGACCUGGUGCAGCUUCUGGAGGAGCGCACCGGCGAGGGCUACGUCUGCCGCACCGACCUGCGCCUGCGGCCCGACCCCGGCGCCAUGCCGCUGGCGAUUUCCUUUAACGCGGCCAUGACCUACUACGAGUCGCUGGGCCAGAACUGGGAGCGGGCGGCCAUGAUCAAGGCCCGCCCGGUGGCCGGCGACCGCCAGCUCGGCGCCCAGUUCCUGCGCGAGAUCCGCCCCUUCAUCGAGUUCUUCGUGCAGACCCAGCAGCUCAUCUUCGGCGGCCGCAAUCCCGAGCUGCGCACGCCCGAGACCCUGGCCGCGCUGCACGGCCUGCAGGCCUUCGGCCAGAUCGGCGCCGCGGCGGUGCGCGACCUGGAGGCGGCCUACCACUAUCUGCGCCGGCUGGAACACCGGUUGCAGAUGGUCGCCGACCAGCAGACUCACCGGCUGCCCGAGGACGCCGCCGGCAUCGAGCGCCUGGCCGCCUUCUUCGGCGCGCCCGACGCCGAGAGCUUCCGCGCCGAGCUGCUGGGCCACCUGGAACGUGUGGAGGAGCACUACGCCGAGCU